Messenger RNA from Mesitornis unicolor (brown roatelo), 456 nucleotides. RefSeq names its product rho-related GTP-binding protein RhoF-like. Lineage: Eukaryota; Metazoa; Chordata; Aves; Mesitornithiformes; Mesitornithidae. Gene Ontology annotation, biological process: cell migration; small GTPase-mediated signal transduction. The transcript is spliced from 4 exons. Gene Ontology annotation, molecular function: GTPase activity; GTP binding. The record is from RefSeq and is a predicted model, not a curated record. The annotation marks the transcript as partial.
ACGGUGGGCAAAAAGGAGGUGACCCUGAAUCUUUACGAUACCGCAGGGCAGGAGGACUAUGAUCGGCUACGACCGCUUUCUUACCAGAGCACAAACGUCGUGUUAAUUUGUUACGAUGUCAUGAACCCCACCAGCUAUGAUAAUGUAGCAGCUAAGUGGUAUCCUGAAGUGAAUCACUUCUGCCGAGGCGUCCCGCUCGUGCUGAUCGGCUGCAAGACAGACCUCAGGAAAGACAAGGAGCAGCUGCGCAAGCUCAAGGCUUCCAAGCAGGAACCCAUUACUUACAGCCAGGGUGAAGCAGCGUGUCAGCAGAUUAACGCAGAGGUUUAUCUGGAGUGCUCAGCAAAAUGUCGUGAGAACAUAGAGAAAGUUUUUAAAGAAGCUACAACCAUUGCGUUGAAUGCCAUGAGGAAAGCCAAGCGCCAGAAGAAGCGGAGAGUGUGCUCAGUGCUAUGA